This is a messenger RNA of Nycticebus coucang (slow loris), 630 nucleotides long. RefSeq names its product apolipoprotein C2 (gene APOC2). Lineage: Eukaryota; Metazoa; Chordata; Mammalia; Primates; Lorisidae. Gene Ontology annotation, molecular function: lipid binding; phospholipase binding; phospholipase activator activity. The transcript is spliced from 4 exons. The coding region runs from base 176 to 517 and encodes 113 amino acids. Gene Ontology annotation, biological process: positive regulation of lipoprotein lipase activity; lipid metabolic process; positive regulation of phospholipase activity. Gene Ontology annotation, cellular component: intermediate-density lipoprotein particle; low-density lipoprotein particle; very-low-density lipoprotein particle. The record is from RefSeq and is a predicted model, not a curated record.
GUCUAGGGUGACCUCUACUGAAUCUGCAGAGCACUUUCUGGCACUGACUGGAUCUUAGCAAAAGGAAGCGGGAUCCCAGCCAGGUAAGGGCCUGUGUGGGGCAGGAUGGAAGGAACAGACACCUCCAGUGGCCCCCUGCACAACAUCCCCUCAGUGUUCCAGGUCUCCUGAAGCCAUGGGCACCCGAUUCCUCCUGGCUGUGUUUCUUGUCCUCUUGGUAUUGGGAUUUGCCCCAGCAGCUGCCCUGAUACACUCUCCCCCUGCAGAGGCCCAGGGGGCCCUGCUGCCCCAGCAAGAUGAACCCAGCAGCCCCACCCUGCUCACCCAGAUGCAGGAAUCACUCUCCAGCUACUGGGAUUCAGCCAAGGAAGCUGCCCGAGGCCUGUACGAGAAAACAUACCUGCCCACGGUGGACGAGAAACUCAGGGACAUGUACAGCAAAAGCACAGCAGCCGUGAGCACUUACGCAGGUAUUUUCACUGACCAGCUCUAUACUCUGCUGAAGGGAGACCAGUAACAGCCAGGCCCUGGCAUCCCAGGCUCUCCUGACCUGCCCCAGGACUAGACUGGGCUCCCUCUUCCCAGCCUGCUGCCAGCUCUGAAUUCUUAUCAAUAAAAACUUCCACAGAA